GAGCAAUAAAUAGAAAGUGUUUAUGAUCUCACUUGUGAGUCCACGUUUCUUACAACAACUGCAUCGUACCAACAGACACACACACCGAUUCAUGGGUAGAUUGUUUGUGAUCAAUUUGGAAGGUAAGAUUUAUUCCUGCAGAUACUGUCGCACCCAUCUUGCUUUAUAUGAAGACAUCGUUUCCAAGACUUUCCACUCCAGACAUGGGAAAGCUUAUCUCUUCAAUAAGGUCGUGAAUGUUUCUCUUGGCGAAACAGAGGAGAGACCGAUGAUGACUGGGUUACAUACUGUAGCUGACAUUUUCUGUGUGGGUUGUGGAUCGAUUGUGGGUUGGAAAUAUGAGAUUGCCCACGAAAAAGACCAAAAGUACAAGGAAGGAAAGUCUGUACUUGAAAGGUACAAGGUAUCAGGUCCUGAUGGUAGCAAUUAUCGGAUCAACAAUGGAGCACAUGUUGGCGGAAGCGAUGCAGAUGAUUUAUAGUCAUUCAUCUCGCCAUUCGUAAUUCACCAUAGUUGGAUGAAGAAAGCCUUUCCAGUGUCAUGUGAUGUAUCUCUGUCAAGUAAAUGUAAAUGUAAUUGUAAUGUAUUGAAUAAAAGACUGCUGAAAACUAUGUAUUAUUAUAACCAAAACUUGGUUGGUUGAUUUUAUGUUGGUUUCUUCUUGAAACAGGAUUGAGAUGCAAAGAUUUGAAUUCAUGUCUAAUGCAGGACAUAAACACUUAAACUA
Medicago truncatula (barrel medic) is the source of this 727-nucleotide messenger RNA. Its product is annotated as protein yippee-like. The record is from RefSeq and is a predicted model, not a curated record. The transcript has 7 exons. Bases 23 to 481 code for a protein of 152 amino acids. Lineage: Eukaryota; Viridiplantae; Streptophyta; Magnoliopsida; Fabales; Fabaceae.